Molecule: messenger RNA, 915 nt
Organism: Momordica charantia (bitter melon)
Lineage: Eukaryota; Viridiplantae; Streptophyta; Magnoliopsida; Cucurbitales; Cucurbitaceae
Gene: FQR1
Product: flavodoxin-like quinone reductase 1
Cellular component (GO): membrane
Molecular function (GO): NAD(P)H dehydrogenase (quinone) activity; FMN binding
Source: RefSeq, a predicted model, not a curated record
CCAUGGUUCCCACCAACUUCUCCAUCGAUCGACCAACGAUUAAUCAAAAUCUCAGCUCACAAAUCAGCCACACAAUUCUCACAGACCUUCCGCGACUGCAUCAAUGGCGACCAAAGUGUAUAUUGUCUUCUAUUCCAUGUAUGGACAUGUUCAGAGACUUGCGGAAGAGAUUAAGAAGGGGGCAGAAUCUGUAGAAGGUGUUGACGCCAAGUUGUGGCAGGUUCCCGAAACAUUACAUGAUGAAAUUCUUGCCAAGAUGAGUGCACCACCAAAGAGCGACGUACCAAUUAUCACCCCGGGCGAACUCCCUGAAGCCGAUGGGUUUGUUUACGGCUUUCCGACGAGAUUCGGAAUGAUGGCUGCCCAAUUCAAGGCAUUUUUGGAUGCAACUGGAGGUCUAUGGAGAACCCAACAGCUUGCAGGCAAGCCUGCUGGUAUCUUCUACAGUACCGGUUCCCAGGGAGGCGGGCAAGAGACCACCGCGUUGACUGCCAUCACCCAGCUGGUUCACCACGGAAUGAUCUUCGUCCCCAUCGGUUACACUUUCGGAGCUGGCAUGUUCGAGAUGGAGCACGUAAAAGGUGGAAGUCCUUACGGAGCUGGAACUUUCGCCGGUGAUGGGUCGAGACAACCAACAGUGCUCGAGUUGGAGCAAGCCUUCCACCAAGGAAAGUACAUUGCUACCAUCACAAAGAAGCUCAAGGGAUCGGCCUAAUCUUCCAGUUUACCAUAUAAAAAGAUACCGUUUGCAAAACCAUUUCCCAUUUUUUUACCAUUUGAAUUUCCUUUAUUUCUGUUACGAAUUGAGGCAAUAAUGAUUGGAUUGUUUGGUUAUGUGUAUUGUAUUGUACGUGUGUUUCACAAACAUACAGUUCUUUUAAAUGAUACAAGUUUGCUAUUAGUUUCUGAUUCCUC